Messenger RNA from Calliphora vicina (urban bluebottle blowfly), 5020 nucleotides. Its product is annotated as protein HID1. The transcript is spliced from 2 exons. The record is from RefSeq and is a predicted model, not a curated record. Lineage: Eukaryota; Metazoa; Arthropoda; Insecta; Diptera; Calliphoridae. Bases 202 to 2913 code for a protein of 903 amino acids. Gene Ontology annotation, cellular component: membrane; Golgi medial cisterna; Golgi trans cisterna.
AAUUAUGUGUCAAAGAAAAUUUUUUUCUGGCAGUAGGUAUUUUAAUGAAAAUAGAAACAAGAAAACUGACUGGAAAAUAGCUGAAAUCUUUAAGAAAAAACUUGAAAAUUUAAAGAAAAAUCAAUAAUUUGUUAAAAAAUUAUACAUAUAAGUGUCGGGCUGUUUAACAUUUUAUUAAGUUUUGCAUAAAUUGGCUACAAUAUGGGUAAUACAGACUCAAAGUUAAACUUUCGCAAAGCCAUUGUCCAGUUGACGCAAAAAAACCAAAAGAUCGAUGCUGAUGACCCAUUUUGGGAUCAAUUCUGGUCGGGCCAUCAAACCACUUUGGAGGAUGUGUUUGCCUUGGUAACAGCUGGCGAGAUACGUAAUAUACGCAAUGAAAAUCCUGCAAAUUUGGCCACCUUAUGCUACAAGGCUGUAGAAAAACUUGCGGAGGCGGUGGACAGUAGCUGUCGUACCCAAGCCGAACAGCAGUGUGUAUUGAAUUGUGUGCGUUUGCUAAUACGCAUUAUGCCCUAUAUAUUCGAAGAUGACAAGUGGCGUCACUUUUUCUGGAGCAGUUUGCCAGCCUCCCAAGACAGGGCGAAUCUAAAGAGUAAGGUGGUGGGUGGGGGAGAAAUAGAUGAUGCCGAAACAGAACAUUUGGCUUCACAAAAUCAUACUGUACCCUUGGCCCAGUCUCUAUUGAAUGCUGUAUGCGAUUUAUUAUUCUGUCCUGACUUUACGGUGACUGCCACUCGACGCCCGGGACCUGAUAAGGCAGAGGAAUUGGCGAAUAUUGAUAGUUGUGAACAUAUAUGGGAGGCUGGUGUGGGUUUUGCUCAUUCUCCGCCCAAAAAUGCCCAUAUGGAACGUAGGCGUACAGAGUUGUUGAAAUUACUUUUAACCUGUUUCUCAGAGCCCAUGUAUCGCACGCCCCAGCCCACAGAGGAGCCCAACAAGUGGAUAGCAUAUUUUACCUCGGCUGACAAUCGCCAUGCCUUGCCCUUAUUUACCUCGUUCCUAAAUUCUGUAUGUUCUUAUGAUCCCGUGGGUUUUGGAGUGCCCUACAAUCAUCUGCUGUUCACUGACACUACUGAACCCUUAGUGGAGGCCUGCUUGCAAAUAUUGAUAGUUACUUUGGAUCAUGACAUGAUUAUGCAGCAACAACAGCUGCAGCAGCAUCAACUAGAACUACAAAGGCAUGGUAAGGGAGGCAGCAGCAGCAGUUCAGCGGCCCAGCCCACACCUUAUGAUGAUGUGUGCGGCGAUAAUUUAUUUAUUAACUAUCUGUCGCGUGUGCAUCGUGAUGAGGAUUUCCAUUUUAUUUUGAAGGGUAUAACGCGUUUGCUUAAUAAUCCUUUGGUGCAAAACUAUUUACCCAAUUCGACCAAACGUUUGCAUUGCCAUCAGGAGCUAUUGAUUUUGUUUUGGAAGAUAUGUGACUACAAUAAGAAAUUCCUGUAUUUUGUGUUGAAAAGUUCAGAUGUUUUGGAUAUUUUAAUACCCAUACUCUAUCAUUUGAAUUACUCGAGAGCAGAUCAAUCUAAAGUGGGUCUCAUGCAUAUAGGGGUGUUUAUAUUGUUAUUGCUUUCGGGUGAAAGGAACUUUGGUGUACGCUUAAAUAAACCCUAUACCGCCACCGUACCCAUGGAUAUACCCGUUUUUACCGGUACCCAUGCUGAUCUCUUGAUAACCGUAUUCCAUAAAAUCAUAGCCACUGGUCAUCAACGUUUACAGCCUCUAUUCGAUUGCUUGCUUACCAUUUUGGUAAAUGUUUCUCCCUAUUUGAAGACCUUAUCCAUGGUGGCCAGUGUUAAAUUGCUGCAUUUACUAGAGGCCUUUAGUACUCCCUGGUUUUUACUGUCCGCCCCCAGUAAUCAUCAUUUGGUGUUCUUUUUAUUGGAAAUCUUCAACAAUAUUAUACAAUAUCAAUUUGAUGGCAAUUCGAAUUUGGUUUAUACCAUAAUACGCAAACGUCAUGUAUUCCAUGCCAUGGCUAAUUUGCCCUCGGAUAUGACGGGCAUAGCCAAGUGUUUAAGUGGCCGUAAAGUGGGUAAAUUCAAUUUGCCACCAGUAAGGCAGAAGAGGCUGCCUACGGUAGUGCAAAGUAUCAAUAGCCCUUUGCCCAAUUGUACAGAAGAUGAUGAUGACGAUGAGGACUUGGAAGAGGAGGAGGAAGUGGUUAAAAAGGUGGCUGCUAUUAGUAAUAAAAGUGAAGAGCUUAAUAUUAGUUUGGUGGAGGAGUCAGAAACAGAAUCGCAUACCCAGCAGGGAGAGCAACAAAUGGAGGGAGCAUUUCCGGCUAUGCCCGCCGAACCGGGUACAUUAAAGGCUUCUUUGCCGGACACACCACACAUUAAUCAAAUGACAGAACGUGAGCAGGCCCAUCCGGGUUCGGCCGAUCAAACACCCACCAUAGAUGGCACCUCGGACAUAGUGCGUUUCGAUAAGAUCAACGAAAGAUCGCCACCUGAAUCUAGAACAGCUAGUCCCAAUGGUCAUUUGGAUAGUCACGAUGACAAGACACCCUUUAGCCGUCUGUCCGUGGCUCAUCGUGGCAGUAUACGCAUGGUGCAUCAACCCUCCGCCGAAGUAUGGACACCCACACCCGAAUGGAUUGUUUCAUGGCGCUCGAAAUUACCUUUACAAACCAUCAUGCGUUUGCUGCAGGUCCUAGUACCACAAGUGGAGAAAAUCUGCAUUGACAAGGGCCUAACAGAUGAAUCGGAAAUCUUGAAAUUUCUACAACAUGGUACACUGGUGGGUCUAUUGCCCGUACCACAUCCAAUACUCAUACGCAAGUAUCAGGCAAAUGCUGGCACUACGGCCUGGUUCCGCACCUAUAUCUGGGGUGUUAUUUAUCUGAGAAAUGUAGAGCCGGCCAUUUGGUAUGACACAGAAGUGAAAUUAUUUGAAAUCCAAAGAGUCUAAAGAAAGAAUUGCAAAACGAAACUAAUAAUAGGUAAGAGACACACGAUACACUACACACAGCAUUAAGGUAUUUCUAAUAGGAGCAAAUAUGAAGUUUUCCGGAGAAAUUUCAGAAUUAUUUAUUAAGAAACACAAAAUAAAUUUAAUUAAGCUUAAAAGGGGCUCGAUACACCAAUAGAAAUUUAAAUAAUACAAGAUUUUGAUCCAUUGUUUUACAGAAACUAUUGGUAAAACAAAACUGAAACUUCUUUCAAAUUGUUUGAUUUUAAAAUUUGAUGGAAACAUUAACACUCUUAGAAAAUUCGUAUUCUAACAUCCCAUACAAACAAUUGAUUCUAUUCCUGCUAUAUUUAAAGGUAAUUCAAGUCACCGUUUUGUAACCCUGCGAAAAUGCGAAAUUUUGCACAAUCACAACAAUCAUACGUAUUAUGUAUGUUGUUGUUGUGAUUAUGCAAAAGUUCACAUUUUCGCAGGGGAACAAAAUGUUGACUUGAAUUAUAGCAAAUAUUUAAUGCUUUUUGUAUAUAAAAUUAAAAAAUGUUUAAAAUGUCCAUUCCUCACGUCUAUACCUGCAAAGCUUUUUACAUCUAACUAAAACAGAAACGUAGUCAUCUAUAAUGUACAACAUUCCAAACAAAAUACUUUUGUACCACUCAUCUCGCCUCAAUCUAUUCAUCUCCCAUUCCCACAUCUUUGACUACGCUUUUGUUAACGACUUUUUGUAGUCAUUAAAUGAAAACCGCUCAAAAUUACUCAACUGCUUUUUUUAACCUUAAAAACAAACAAAAAAAUUAUGAUAAAAAUCAAUCUUUUUAAAUAUUCCCUUAUCGCUUAUUGUGGAAAUUACUCUUUACAUAGAAAAUCACUUAACCAACUUAUCUAUCAUUUAAUUAAAUAGUAAUGUUUUUCUAUCGUCAACAUAUUCACACUGACUUUUUUUUCUAAAACUCAGGUGUCUGCAAAUAUUAAAGUUUUUGAAACGAAACAAAACAGAAAAACUUGCAACUACUAUAUUUAUUUAUAUAAUACCUUUGUAAUAAUAUAUUUUAAAGUCUGCUUAAUAAUUUUUUUUUUUUUUUUUUUUUUUUUUUUAUUAAUUCUUCAAUUACAUAACCGAGCCCUUAAGGGCCUUAUAUGGUUAAUAAAAGCUACUAACUAUAUAAAAAACUACAAUUAACAAAAAUAUAUACAUUUAAAUUUAAAGUACUAUACAUUGUAAAUAAAGUACAAAAUAAGUAAUCAUUAAGAUUUGAGAUCAAUAAAUAGUAAAAGUGAAAACAAGCCAUAAUGAAUGCUGGAUAAGAUUCUUAUUGUUUUUCAUUGCUUAACAGUACAUAGUAUAGUUUUAAAUAAUCUUUAUAAAUCUGUUACGCGUUAAGAUAAACAUGCGAUUCUGCAAGUUCUAAUAAUUUUAAUUUUAAUUGAGGAAGUGUAUAAGAAAAUUUUCUCAAUUCUCUCGGUAAGGCAUUCCAAAUUUUAGAUAAACGAAUUUGAAACGAUUUCUGAAAGCAGUUCAAGUGUCUAAUGGGAAAAAUUAUCUGAGUGUUUCUGGUCGAACGAGAAAAAUUAAACAUGCCAACAAUAUACCCAGGGUAACCUUUAACAAUUGAUUUAUAAAAAAAUAAUAGCAUCCUAAUACCAAUAAAAUCAUCAAAAGAUGAUCCAAGGAACUUAUAUAUAUGCUGAGUAACAUGAUCUCGUAUUUUCAAACCAAAAACGUAACGGAUAAUCCUGUUAAAAAUCUGUCUAUAUUUUCUUAGUAUCUGGGCCCCUGUACCCGAAAAUACUUCGGCGCAAUAUAGUAUAUGUGGCAUUAAGACAGCCGAAGCAACUCGUCUUCUGAUUGAGCAAGGUAAAUUUUUAGCUAUUUUUGUGUGUGUAUUUUAAUUUAAGUGCAAUUUUUUUAUAAAAAAAACAGUAAAACCCUUAAACCUUUACAUUUUAUUUCCGUUUAUUUUAAUUAUAAAGAAAAGUAUUUAUUUUAUUUUUAAAUAACAAAACUAUUAAGUAAAAUUAAAUAAAAAAACUAUAUUCCAAUUUAAGCAAAUAAAUAUUAUUGUAUUAUGUUAUAAAACUAAAAAUAUAUAAAUAUAAAAUAAAAUUAUAA